AUCUCUAGUUUUCAAGCCAAAAAUGGCGAAGUUUUCAUUCGUAUUUCGUCCAGAUUGCGAGCAGUUUUCGUAAAAGGCGCACGAAAAACCGGAAAAAUUCGGCCGGAGUCAGUGAAAAGGCAGACCAGCGGUGCCUAGGAAUCGCCAGUGCACCACUGAAACCGGGCAAAAACAGGAAAAGCGAGUCAAAAGCAAUGUGGAACCAUUGGCAGGCGGCCGCCGUAGCGGCGGCCCCCCCACCACAGCCGUCGGUGCCGCCGCCACUGCCCGACGCACCCCCCACCGCCCCCUCGGACGGGUCCUCGGGAGCACCCACAUCCGUACCGCCGGCAAUUGCAGGAGUUGUAGCUGCGCAGCCCACAGUCGCAGCCACAAUUACCACCUCCUCCACCGCCGUCGCCACUGCAGCCUUCAACCCCUAUAGCAGCGGACAGGCGACAGGGGCGGGCAACCCCUAUGAACAGUAUACGGCCGCCCAAUAUGCGGCCAUGACCCCGGAGCAGCAGUACGCCCUGCAGCACCACUGGCACCAGUGGCAGACCUACCAGGCGGAGUACGCCAAAUGGCAUGCCCAGUACGGCGAGCAGUACAAGCGUGAAAUGGCCGCCGCCGCCGCCGUGGCCACAACUCCCGCAGUCCAAGGAGUCCCUGCACCCGUGGCAGCCGUUGUUUCGCCAGCUCCCGUUCCUGUGGUCGUUGCAGUGCCCGGUCCACAGGCCUAUCCCGUCGCCCACAGCUAUUACCAGGGCCUUGCGGUCUCACCGGCACCAUCGACCACGCCAAAUCCCACCCCAGUGGGCGCGCCGCCGCUGCCAGGGAAGAUCAUGGCCCAGCCGCAGAUGUACAACCAGCCGCCGCCGCCGCCACCUCAAAAAUCCGGCUACAAUCAGCAGAAUCAGAUUCCCAAUAAGAUUCAAAGCAAUGACAACCAAGGCAUGUGGUCGGGACCGCCACCAAUGCAGCAGCAGCAGCCGCCGCCCAACAGAUUUGGCGGCCAAAUGAGCUACAAUAAUAGCGGGCCUGACAACCAGGGCUUUCCCAAUCUCCACCAGCCGCCGCCUUCACUGCAGAGACCACCACCGCAGCAGCCACAGCAGCAGCAAAACACCAUGGACAACCAGUGGGGAAAUAACAACCAACGAGGCGGUGGCAAUAGCAAUCGCCCGCCCUGGGAUACCAGUGGUCCGCCGCCUGAUAGCUCCGGGCCACAACCAGGAUGCUGGGAUGGUCCACCGCCGCAGAAUGAAAUGAACAACCGCUGGAGUGGGCCGCCACCGGUCAACAGCACGAACGACAACAAUCGCCGCUGGGAAGGCCCACCAAAUCAGACACAAUCUGGCGGAGAUCAGCAACAGAAUCAGAAUCGCUGGAUGAGCGGACCACCGCCCAGCGAUCAGAAUUCCAAUCAACAGCAGAAUCAGAACCAGAACCGCUGGAUGAGCGGACCACCGCCGAACAUAAAUGACCCGCAACACGAUAAUCAGCAGCAGCACCAAAACAGUAACAACCAGCAACAGAAUCCCCGCCAGAAUCGCUGGCAGAACAACAAUUCCGAUACGGAGGGACCGCCGAUGAGGAAUAACAACAAGCAGAACAACUUUCAAAGCAAUCGAAAGAGCUGGGGGCCGCCAGACGAAAGAGGAGGAGAUGAAGGCCCAUUCACCAAGAACUCACAGUCUGAUUUUGGCCAAGAUCAGUCGUCUGGCAAUAGUAACACCUUUGGCCAGCGAACGGGAAACUUUCAGGGCAACUAUGGCAAUAGUUUUAAUAACCAGGAUCAAGGUGGCGGAGGAGGAGGAGGCAACUUUGGCGGCAGUGGAGGAGGAGGUGGAGGCAACCAAGGCAGAGGCGGAGGUCCGGAUAGCUUCGGUGGCCGAGGAGGAGGUCCCGGUCCGGAUAACUUUGGCAAUAACUUCAAUAACAACAGUCGCCGCCAGAGCAAUCGCUGGGAUAACAAUCGCAACCAAAAUCAGGGAUUCUCGGAUGAGAGGGGAGGAGGAGGCGGCGGUGGAGGAGGAAACGAUUCUGGUCCAGGUAAUUACAACCAGAAUCGUGGCAAUUUCAACCAGCGCAACAACUUCAACCAGCCGCAGCAGCAGCAAUCUCAAAACCAAUCUCAGCAGAACCGCAACCAACAGCAGGCUCCUGACCUGGAUGAGGCCAGCUUCGAUCGAUUGUUUGACCAGUGGGAGCAACAGUUCGAGGACUGGAAGCGGGCCAAUGCCAAUCAUCCGGAUCGCGAUGAGUAUCGCCGCUACGAGGAGGAAUUCGAGAAGCAGCGGCGUCGCAUUGCCGAGAGAAGGGAACAGAUGCGCCGGCGUCGUCAGCAGCAGAUGAGUGGCUCGGGAGGAUCGGCCACGGAUGCAGCGAAGGAAGGAGCCGGAGCAUCCAAGCCCGAGGAUAAGGAGCCAAAGGAAGAUCGUGGAUCUGAAACAUUCGGAGGUCCAGGCAAUUUUGCUGACCAGGGACAGGGACCUGGACCCAAUUUCGGACCGGGCAACAGACAACUGGGGCAUCCUGGUCCUUUCGCGAAUGAAAGUCGCUCUUUCGAAGGCACCGGGGGUCCCGGUUUUAGAGGCAACAAAGGUCCACCACAGGGAAUGCAGAACCAAUACCAAACCGCCCAGCAAACCAUCCAGGAGACAUUGGACAAGCCAGUCCAGGAGCAAGCUAAGCCAGUAGGUCCGCCUGUUGCCAAGACGUCAAUAACUCCAGCUCCCCCGGUAGCUCCUCCGAUUGGUCCCGUUCAUCCGACUUCCCUACCACCGCCCGAUGUUUCAGUUCCGCCAGUGGGACUGCCACCAACAGUGGUGCCUGCUCCGCCAGUGGGUCCGCCAUCGCAACCCCCUCCGAUUUCUACCAAUCUUGGCAAGCGCCGGCAACCAAGUGGUGCUGGUGUUUCCACGCCCGCUAAGCAGGUCAAAGAGGAGGAGCACAUACUCACCAUUUCCCUGGACGACGACGACGACGAGGACGAUGAAUCGCCCGCGGUGGACACGCCCAUGGGCAGCAUUUUCAAGAAGAGCGAUGGCAUCCCGGGGCUGGACUUGGUGGCCGAUGGCGAUGGAAAGAAUCCGUCCUCGGUCUUCGAUGUGGAAGACAAGGCUUCAGACCAAACAGUAGCAGAUGCCUCCGUCUCCGGAAACCAGACAGGCGCACCAGCCGCCAACAAGAGCAACGAAUCCCUGAGCAACGUACUCAAGGACCCGAACUUCUUCAACAAUCUCACCCAGGCGGUGGCCAAUGUCCAGGAGCGCGAGCAGCGCGAUCGUCAGCAGCAGCAGGAUCCGGAGCAGCAGCCGGAUCAGGAGACGGGAGCGGAUGGACGUCCGCUGUCCUUUGCCGAGUGGCAGCGCAAGAAGAAUGGCGGCAACGAUAGCAAGUCGCAGGAUUCCCAAGAAUCGAUGAGUCCCAGUGGCAGUGAGCAGGCUGAAAACAGCGGACCACCAGGUGGUCCGGGUGAGGGUCCAGGUGCGGGUCCAGGCUCUGGUCCUCGUCCCAACUCACGACCUGGUCCCGGUCCCAACUUUGGACAGAAUCAAGUGCCUGGCAGCAACUUCAUGGACUUCGAUGGCAAUGGCCCCGGCUUCGGUCCGCCGGGCAGGAACUUCGGACCCAACGGACCAGGACCACGAGGGCCAAACUUUGGGCCCAACUUUGGCCCGGGUCCAGGGCCGCAUUUCGGACCCAAUGGACCGCACUUUGGCCCCGGGCCGAACUUCAGACACAAUGGCCCCAACUUCGGACCCAACUUUGGGCCGAAUUUUGGACCGGGUCCUCGUAACUUCGGGCCUCGCGGACCCGGUGGUCCCUUCGGUCCUCGACGCGACGAUUUCGGUGGUCCGCCGUUCGGCGGCCCGGGACCAGGGCCCAACUUCGGACCAGGGAACGGACCCAACUUCGGACCAGGGAACGGGCCCAACUUCGGACCAGGGAACGGACCCAAUUUCGGACCAGGAAACGGGCCCAACUUCGGACCAGGAAACGGACCCAACUUCGGACCAGGAAAUGGGCCCAACUUUGGACCAGGAAACGGACCCAGCCCGCGGGGAUUCAACGGUGGCGGCGGUGGACCGAACAGUGAUAAUCCUUUCCGCCGGCAAGGUGGACCACCGGGACCCGGAUUUGACGAAGGUGAUCUUGGCGCACCGCCACCACGAGGUCCCAGGAACUUCCCGAACCGCAACAGCUUCGGAAAUCCAGGAGGACCGAACAACAAUCGGAAGAACUGGAAUGACGGGCCGGAGCAACUGCAGCAACAGAAACCAUUCCAAAGCAACAGCAAUGAGCCCAUCUAUCGACCGAUAAAGGUGUUUGACUAUUCCAAUAACCCGUCAGCCGCCAAGGUGAUCGAUUAUGGCCACAAGUCGGCCGAUGGAAACCCCAGCGAUGGGCCUUCCGGUCCGUCGCCCUCUGACAGAAUGCCGGAAUUCAGACCCGUGAAGACCUUCGAAUAUGGCCACGCCUCGUGCUCGGGACCGAAUCGCAUGGGAAUGCAAGGAGGAAUGGGAAUGGGAGGAGGUCAGAAUCAAGGAAUGGCAGGUGGCCCAAACCAAGGAAUGGCAGCAGGAGCAGGAGGAUUUGGAGGACCUGGGGGACCAAGGGCUCCCAACAGCAAGAGAAAAAAUAAAAGAAAGAACAAACAGCAACAUCAGGAGGAGCGAAUGCUGUUCCAUCAAAACAAACAGCUCAAUUUGAUUGUGGUUGAAGAAACCAAGUCAUUAAAUCCAGGGCAGGAUGAGCAGCAGCAACAGCAGACCCAGGAAGAUUUCCAGGACCAGUGCGAUGAGGAGCUAGCAAAUGAACCCAAUGAUCUCGAGGAUAUUUCCGAUGGUGAAGACAAUCUAACUCCCCUGGAUUGCGAUGACGAUGACGACGAGCUCCCACCGCCGCCGUCGAUGAGCCGAUGGAAUCAGGGAAAUUUCCAGCAGCAGUUCAAUCAAAACCAGUCCCAAUUUGUUUCCGCCAACUCGCAGCGUCGUCAGCUAGGCGGCGAGGUAGAAAGAUCGGCUCCACCACCACCAACAAUGUCACUUUUCCCCUCGGCAGCCAAUGCCAAUGAGAAGAUUCCCAAUGUGGUCACCGCCCCCCAUUUGGAGAUGAGCGUGCCGACUAACGAGAAUCGCAAUACCAUCUCCGUGGACGAUGUGCUUCUGAAUCCGGGUCGCUUGACCCGUCCCAAGCGCAUCUGCAUUAUUUUGCGAGGACCUCCUGGUUGCGGCAAAUCACAUGUGUCGCGCCUUAUUAAGGAAAAGGAGCUGGAGAUGGGUGGUGCCAAUCCGCGAAUCCUCAGCAUCGAUGACUAUUUCAUCAUCGAGAACGAUUAUGUGGAGAAGUGUCCCAUAACGGGCAAGAAGAUACCCAAGAAAGAGAUACUAUAUGAGUAUGAUGACAGCAUGGAGGAGACCUACAUGCAGUAUUUAAUCAAAUCGUUCAAAAAAACGCUUACCGACAAUCUGUACGAUUUCAUAAUCGUUGACUGCAACAACAACUCACUGCGCACGCUGAAUGAAUUUUAUUGCCACGCCAAAGAUUCAAAUUUCGUGCCCUACAUAGUGGAUCUGCACUGCGAUCUGGAGACGUGUCUUGGUAGAAACUCCCACCAGCGCACCGAGGGCGAGAUUCGCGUGGUGCUGGACAACUGGUGUAAUACGCCGCUGCAGUACAUCAAACUGGAUGUGGGUUCGCUCCUCGAAAACGUCGUCGAGAUGGAAGAUGUUGAGGACAUGGCUACGGACGAUAAUGCCUGCGCCGAGGAUGGGGCAACUGCGGGAGGACCAGCGGUGUCCGAGGAUGCGGCUGUCGAGGUGACGGACGACAGCAAUAGCGCCGACGCUUCCAACGAUUGCGGCUUUCUGAAAAGCAAAUGGGAAUGUGACAACACUGAGGACAAUCUGGCUCGCUUGGAUGGCACCAAGCGCCUGAUGCAAAACCGCAGGACGGCUAGCAUGGCCGACUAUCUCCAGCUGGAGGAUUGGGAACCACCGAGAACCUCGGCCGAUGGCAAAAAGCGAGUUCGAUGGGCAGACAUCGAGGAGAAGCGGUCGCAGGAGAAGAUGCGCGCCAUCGGUUUCGUGGUGGGUCAGACCGACUGGAACCGCAUGAUGGACCCCAAUGCGGGCAGUCGGGCCCUGAAUAAAACCAAGUACAUCGAGCGCAUCAAACGUCGCUAGGCGGCAAUUAAAGCCACGCAACUGAUUCAAAAACUCGAAGCAUUUCCACUAAACACCAAACACUGACGAUUUCCACAUGGGGAUCACCAUCCGAUAACAAAAGGCUCAAAGACCCUGAAUUACGAUCAAUCAUCUAUCAUCCGAAUGCUAUCAGUAUAAUUUCGCAAUAAUCAGUCAUUUGUAGUGCUGCAUUUACGAAACGAAUUCAAUUUCGUUAAUCACACACGUACAUCCGUAACUAUCAUCCUAGACAAAUAGAACAAAUGUGGGUGUAUUUUAAUUGUAAAUUAAAUCAAUUCGCCUGAAUCCGAAUUACAUCCAACGAUUUUUUUAGAUUGACAAAAUAUAA
Molecule: messenger RNA, 6522 nt
Organism: Drosophila rhopaloa
Lineage: Eukaryota; Metazoa; Arthropoda; Insecta; Diptera; Drosophilidae
Gene: ZAP3
Biological process (GO): regulation of telomere maintenance
Cellular component (GO): nucleus
Source: RefSeq, a predicted model, not a curated record